GAAUAAAUCUCAAUUUAAACAAAGGAAUGUGAAAGAUGGCUAUUACAGUUUCAAGCAGCAGCGUAGUUAGGAAAAGGUGUUUAGGUCCUAAAUUAUAAUUUUUAAAAAAAAAAAUUUUGCAACGUUAACGAAUGUCUUCUCACCAGUUAAUCACGGUAACUAAUAAAAAGCUGGCAUUUAUUUACUAUGAUAGUACGCACCUGAACGACAAUGAUUUUAUUCAAGAAAAAUUACUAAAUGAAAUAUAUUUUUUCGAUUCUAACACGUUACAAAGGAAUUUAAAGUACCCUAAAAGCUUGACGGCAUUAAAUAUUUGCCGUAAGCCGUUUGGCGCUAUGACGUUACAAAUGUGACGUCAGAAAAGUUAAUUGUUGUAUUAUAAUUCACUGUUUUCAGCCUCCUUUUUGUAAUAAGAAAAUGAAUCGGAUCUUGUUAGAAUCUAAAACACUACUUCUACUUUUUAUAAUUAUAAAGUAAGUUUGAUUUCAGAAAAUUACGGAAAAUUUGUAAAUUAGUUUUCCUUUUUUGAAAGGGAGGAGGGACAUUACACCAAAAUGUGGUACUAGAAAAACGUUAAAGUGUACUAUACCUUUGUAUGAUUUCUGACAUUUUGUAUGCAGUCAUAUCAGUUUUAACCGAAACAAGUUAGGGAUACAUUUCAAAUUCUCUCUUCUUUCGAACAGAAACAAUAAUUUAUGACAUGCUUAAUGAUGUGCGAGCGUUUUUUUCUUCUUUUUUUUUUUGUUUUUUGUUGUUUUUUUUUCAUGGUUAUCCGCCAUUUUGAUAAAAAUCUUGGAAUAAUUCUUUCAAACAAUAAGACCAGUGGGGUAAUUAUGCAAAAAUGUAAAAAUGUAAGAUACUUGUAAGUAAUAUUUAUGCUUAUAUGAUACUGAUAUUAGAAACAAAUUGUAAGACCUGAAAUCGCUAGAACAUUGAUUUGAAUAUAUAAUAAGAACAACGAAUUUGACCAAACUUUUUUUUAUAUAUAUUUUUUUAAAUCUUUAUUGUUGUAACGGUGACAAUAGUCACGUCAUUGCCGUUUACAUUUUCAACCAAUCGAAUCAGUUUCAUGUUCUUGGCAUUUUUUUCUCCAAAAAUAUUAUCCAAUCACAACAGUGACAAUGACUUAUAUAAUUUCGGGCUGGACAUUAUUCUGUCAUUACAACCUAGUUCGUUACUUGUAUUAAGUGGAUUAUUUAGAUUAAUUCUUAGCUUUCUAUUACACGUUUGGUUGAUUAUUUCGUUGCGUUUAAUGUAAAGAAAGACAGAGUGUAACAGUUUGAAACACCAGCAAGUAUUCCGAUAUAUAGGCGUGUUCUGUUUUCCGAAGACAGCAUCGAGGCAUUCAGAUUUAAAAAAGAAUGGAGAAUAACCAAGUCCCCGACGAUACUCCAACAGAUGUUGAAACCCCAGUCCGACAACGGUCGCCAACACGCAACACAUACAUGUCGCGGUUGGUCGGUAUUGGGCAGAGUAUUAAUCAAAGUAUCAGAAGGCUCCAAUUUGAUCCCGACAUGCAGCAGGGACUUGCGGCACAGCUCUCGGCGUCAUUCAACCGGGCGAGUCCAAUUCGCAAUAGGGAGACAGCACCAGUCCGUGUUAGGGGACGAGGCGGUCGUGUUCAAGGCGGUAGGGGUCGCCGAUCACAGGAGCUCCAGAUAAGACUAGUGUGCCUCAGAAGACCUGAGCGAUCUAGCUCGAACAUUAGCUACCAAGAAUUGAGAGAAUAUGGUUUGGGUAACGCUUCAACCGCAGACGAGAGAGGGGUUUGCGUCAUUCCUAUAGAUUGGACGGAGGAGUCAUUUCGUCAAUAUAUCGAAGAGGCCUUUCCGGUGCUUAGGUCAACACAGUACGAAGCUAGACGGUCAGAGCGUGGAGGUCGCCUUGUCCGGUUGGAGACUUUAAUACCAAGCGAUCUUCGCAACGUUUUCCUGGCGGGCCGUGACAGGAUUAGAAAUCCACCAACGGUAUUUAUCACCCCGCUUGAAGAGAUCCACCACAGAACGAUGGAUACACCAACGGUAAGUCAUGGUAUUUUUGUGUCAUAUUUAUUUUUACAUCAUUACAGUAUUAACAUUUUAAGUAUUAAGUAUUGAUACGUAAGGAAUUUGGCUUAACUCAAUGUUGAAACCGUACAUUCGUUUGCUGAACACGAUAUCUUUAUAAUUAUUGCAUUUUCCGAUUUAAAACAAAUUAUAAAACUCACAUUUUCUUGAUAAGACUUGAACUCAAAUUGAUUAAAACUUAGGCACCGCUGCAAAUAUAUGUUACAGUUUGGCUUGAGUUCAGUAAUAUAUCUAAUGGAAAGUAAAUUCCUUCGACGUGCCGCGAU
Molecule: messenger RNA, 2332 nt
Organism: Mercenaria mercenaria
Lineage: Eukaryota; Metazoa; Mollusca; Bivalvia; Venerida; Veneridae
Exons: 4
Coding region: 1362-2096 (244 amino acids)
Source: RefSeq, a predicted model, not a curated record